Molecule: messenger RNA, 2657 nt
Organism: Limanda limanda (common dab)
Lineage: Eukaryota; Metazoa; Chordata; Actinopteri; Pleuronectiformes; Pleuronectidae
Gene: gpr156
Product: G protein-coupled receptor 156
Exons: 10
Coding region: 138-2582 (814 amino acids)
Biological process (GO): gamma-aminobutyric acid signaling pathway; G protein-coupled receptor signaling pathway
Cellular component (GO): G protein-coupled receptor heterodimeric complex; membrane
Molecular function (GO): G protein-coupled GABA receptor activity
Source: RefSeq, a predicted model, not a curated record
UCAUCUGCUUUCUACUCACCUCAAAAGCUGUCGGAGUUUUACGCAAUGGAGUCUGGAGCGGGACGAGGCGACGGGAUCCACCGCGCGCUUUGGAGACACAGGAUGUGUGUGUAAAAGUAGACGGACCGGGGCCAGUCAUGGAGCCUGAGCUGAACUGCAGCUCCCACUGUGAUUCCCCUCUGUGCUUCAUCCACGCAGGGGUCGACAGGCAGGAGGGUCUUGACAUUCUGCAGAGACUAUGCAGCCUCAGCACGCUGGCAGUGGAGCUCCCGAGGUGCUCGCUCUCCCCGGUGCUGAGUGCUGUGGUGUGGACGCUGCUCUCCGGUGGCAUCCUGCUGGCCUUCUGCUUCCUCCUCUUCACGCUGCGCUUCAAGAACAACAGGAUAGUGAAGAUGUCCAGUCCUAAUCUGAACAUCCUGACUCUGGUGGGGAGUCUCCUCACCUACAGCAGUGGCUUCCUAUUUGCCGUGGAUGAACGCACACACUGGCACGGUGGAGCAUCUUCGGCUGUGAUCCAAGCUCGAAUGUGGACUCUGUGUGUGGGCAGUACCCUGGUGUUCGGUCCGAUUUUGGGGAAGACGUGGAGACUGUACCGGGUUUUCACCCAGCGACUGCCCGACAAGAGAGUGAUCAUCCGAGACAUCCAGCUGAUGGGCUUGGUGGCUUUGUUGAUCCUGGUGGACCUGCUGGUUCUCACCUUCUGGAACCUCACAGACCCCAUCAGGUGUUCACGGUCUGUCGCAGCUGCUGUCCAGGUGGUGGACAGAGACGUUUCCUACACAUUGUCACAGAUGGACUCUUGCUCUUGUGUCUACUCAGAUCUAUGGGCCAUCAUUAUUGCUGUUCAGAAGGGCAGUCUCCUCCUCUACGGCACUUACCUGGCAGGGUUGACCAGCAACGUCAGCCACCCUCCAGUCAACCAGUCUCCCACAAUCAUAACCGCUGUCACCCUGGUCACCCUCUCCUCGGCCGUGGUCAUCCCUGUGUCCGUCUUCUUGCACGCUUGGCCCAACCUGGUCUACAGCACCGUGGCUGGAGCCAUCUUCAUGUGCACACUAGCCACUAACUGUAUGCUGUUUGUGCCUCAGCUCACCCAGUGGCGGCAGUUUGAAGAGGAUCAGAACAACCCGGGUCAGAUGGCGAAGUAUUUCAGCAGCCCCAGCAAGAGCCAGCCGUCUGCGUACAGCCAGGAUGAGAUCUACUACCUGCUGGGCGAGAACAACUCCAUGAAAAAACUCCUCAAUGAGAAAAACGCUGUGAUUGACAGCCUCCAGGAGCAGGUGGGCAACGCCAAGGACAAACUACUGCGCCUCAUGUCAGCCAGCCGGUCGUGCGAGGACCAGAACAUGGACUCCUCUGCCACCAACCUCAACUCCUCCUCCACUCAGACCACGGAGCUUCAGUCCGACUGCCCCUCUUCCUCUUCUCUACCUCAGAGAGUCGCUCAAUCUCAACUCUCACCUCCUCACCUCACUGCUGCUGCUGUUUCGUCACCCGGCGUUACGCUGUCGUCAGAGCGUCCCGCUGCUCCGAACUCCUCGAACCCCAGGGCGGUUUCCUCCCCGCUCCCUCAUGAUGUGUAUGCGGGUGACAAUCUAAAGAGUGUGUCGAUCCCUGGCUCUACAGACAAAGACACAAGAACAGGGGGGGAUCUCAAACAGCCCGUGUCCCUCCCGUCCACUGGAGUACCUCGGACAGCGGAGCAGACCGUCAACUUUGUCACGUCCCUACAGGGCCGUAGAGGGUUAAACCCCUUUCCAGUUGAAACUUUUAGCAACUAUGGUGGCCAAACAUCUCAGGUGAGACCGACUGGCUUUGUGAGCAGUGAGCAGUUGCAGGAGAUCCUCCAUGAGCUCAGCCUGGAUGCAGUCUUGGAAGGUGCACUUCGAUCUCCCAGUCAAUCAGCCAGGACGCCCUCGGAGUCAAAAUUCUCUGCGCUCUCGCCGCUGUCCCUGCGGACGCCACGCUCCGCUCAUCCGCCCGUCCUCUUCCGUUACCCCAGCAUCUCCCCGUACGCCAUGAGAAAACGUCGGCCACCGUUCAACUCUUCCAGAAGAGGGUUGACGCCUCCCUGCUUCUACACCGGAUGUGGGAAGAUAAAGGAAAAGUGUGAAAGGCAACAUCCAGGAGGGAACCAUGACAAGGCGACUGUGGAUGGGACCUUCCUCCAGGUUCACAACAGUGACCUUGGGCUACAGGAGGAGGAGGAGGAGGAGGUAGAAAGCCAUAAAGCCCAAAGAAAGAGUCGGAGGAGCGCUUCGAGGUGUCACAGGUGUUCAGCGUUGCACUGCACAGAAAACAAUCACACAGAUCCUCCUGAUGUGGAGGCAGGUGGGGAUAAUGAGCAGCGGCACAGACACAUUAGAGACUCCUGUGGGUACUGGGACUCCGACUCCAGCAGCUCAACAGAUUACUGCUACUACCACCGUCCGUACUGCGACUCCUGCCUGCAGCGUGGCUCACUCCUCUCCUCCUCAGACUCCUCGGACUCCUCGGACAGCGAGUACGAAGGCUUCGCCAGCCUGUACCGCUCCUCGCACCCUGUGGUGUUCAAAGAAGACCUCAAACCCACCUUUGUAUGAGCACGGGUUCACUGCACUUUACAGGGUCAUGUCUUUUUACCAUUGGAAUUCAUGUCGUACAUUUAAUUAAACAUA